AUGAUCUUCAACAUCCCCCUCCCCACCACCUUUGGCGAACCCAUUCCCACGGUUCCCAGCAAGCCCAUCCCCACCGUGCCCAGCAAGCCCGUUCCCAGCAAGCCCGGCAACAAGCCUGAGCCCGAGGACGUCUUCGCCCCCUACACCUUCGGCGAGCCCAUUCCCACGGUUCCCAGCAAGCCCAUCCCCACCGUCCCUAGCAAGCCGGUUCCCAGCAAGCCCGGUAACAAGCCCGAGGAGUACGAGUUCGACGGUCUCGUCCCCUUCCAUACCUUCGGCGAGCCCAUCCCGACGGUUCCCAGCAAGCCCAUUCCCACCGUUCCUAGCAAGCCCGUUCCCACCAAGCCCGGUAACAAGCCUACGGAUGAGGACACGGAUCUUGAGGAUGAGUACUAA
Neurospora tetraspora is the source of this 396-nucleotide messenger RNA. RefSeq lists its product as uncharacterized. Bases 1 to 396 code for a protein of 131 amino acids. NCBI's taxonomy places the organism in Eukaryota, Fungi, Ascomycota, Sordariomycetes, Sordariales, Sordariaceae. The transcript has a single exon. The record is from RefSeq and is a predicted model, not a curated record.